CGGUUGGCUAGCACCGCGUGAGGUACUCCCUACCUCCGAACUCCGUCCUCCACUCAAACCACCUAGUGCGAUCGCUUUUAUCUCUAUCAGCUUUUAUCCGUCCACAAUUUUUGUUCUUAUUUAUCAAUAUCGUUUUCUAAUAGGCCUAACAGAGAUGCCGAUCAUGGGAUCGCAUCCACCUCUUCUAACCGGAUUAUCCUCUUCCAGAGGCUAAGUUAUUCCGUCCGAAAAGAAAACGCCGUCCUGAUGGUUUAUUUAAAAAGAUGACCUUCAAAAUGCCUAUAGUGUCUAAGGACGAAAUGGCUCUACGUUUUCAUCAGAACUGGCGAGAACAGAACCCGGAUGAUUUUGUCGACGACAACGGAGGUGUCGACGAUUGUCUUACUAACCUUAAUUGGUUGCAAAAUCUGAACAUCAUGACAAAAAUCGGGGCACCGACCCCCGAGACACCACCAGCCAGCCCUGUGCCCUCUCCGGACUCUUUCCUAUCGUCUAAGACAUCUCUAUGUUGUGGAGAAAGGAAUUUAGUAAAUAAAUCAAAGAACAAUUUCUGCAACAAACCUGUUGUAGAGGAUGUGGACUAUAAGACGAAUGGAACAGUAAAACCACCUUACUCUUAUGCAACUUUAAUAUGCAUGGCCAUGAAGGCCAACAAGAACAAAAUGACUCUCUCAGCCAUUUAUAAAUGGAUAAAAGAGAAUUUUAUGUAUUAUAGGAAUGCUGACCCUAGUUGGCAGAACUCUAUUCGCCACAACCUGUCGCUCAAUAAAUGUUUCAUAAAAAUACCUCGAAGCAAAGAUGAACCUGGAAAAGGAGGAUUCUGGAGGCUUGAUCCUCAAUAUGCAGAAUCACUUGUAGAUGGAAUUUUUAAAAAACGGAGACCGGCACAACGCCAAGCGGGCAGUGGAGCAGCGAAGAAGUGCAGACGUGACAACAAACUGAAAGGGCAAAACGACACAUUAACAAGGGUCUUAGAGACAUUUCAGCAAGACACUCCACCCAGUUCAGCCGGAUCUCUGGUAUCGCAUUCUGAAGUUGAGUUAAUGGCGGAUUUGAAGCCAUUGGCAGUCAUGUCAUCUUCUCCAUCGCAGCAGGAAGUAUUCGGUUAUGCCAGUGUCAAUAAUAUCUGUGAAUUUCAACCAGAGAGACUUCUUCUACAGCCACACAAUAACAAAAUGCCACAAUCUACUACUCUCAGUCAACAGGACGAGGAAGUUCUUCAAACGUUGGAGCCUUUGCCUCACUCUAACAUUGCGAAUAACGGAUUGAGAGUGGCUCAUACCGCAAUCAUGAAUGGGCAGUCAAAUAAUGAUUUGUGCUGGAAUGAAGUUCUCGGCGAUCCUGACUUGGAGCUGGAGAGCCUGUAUAAAUAUCGCCCAGAAGAUUCCAUUUCCUCUGUGGUAAACACAGCUCUGGCACUCAAUGAUGAUCUGUUUAGCUCAGAUGGUAGCAGUUCAGAUUUGCCAACAGAGUUGGAUCUGGUUUCUACAGAUCAAUUGGACAUUACUAAUGGAAGUGGUCAUGCAAUGCAAACGACAACAGACUGGUGGGGUUUUCAACACCCCUCUCUGGAUGUGACCCUUACACCCCUGCUCAGUAUUUCAGUGCCAUUUGGUACACCCGGUGCAACGCCUAUUUCCACCACCAACGCUGUAAUUGGGAAUAAUAACAAUGGUAUCUUUAUCAAUGGAUACGUUCAGAAUGCAGCCUCUUACGUGGUAGACAGGCCUCCAAUUCAACAGCAGCAAGAUGCGCUGCAAAAUCAGCCAUGGGCCGAGUGCAAGGCAGCUUUGGAAGCUGCAGCUCUCGAUCUUGACGACCUCAGUGAUCUGGAUCAUGUCCACGUAUACUGAUGAAUACAGCGUCGUUUACUCUAGUAUUAUGAACUGUUUGUGAAAAUAUUUUGCUUUUCAAGUGCCGUGAUUUUCUUCACGACGGAUACCACUUUUGACCAUCUGCAAGUACAUCCGUCUUAAUUGACAAUCGAGAGAUUAAGAGAUGAUUCUCGUGAUACUAAACUUGUACUGUCUCAAGCUCGUGUUUUAAAGUUGAGUCCAUCUUUAGAAUGUGUUUGUUACGGAGUGAAAUGCUAUGGAAUGUAAGGAAAAUGUAUCAUUUGCCAUAGAGAUUUUUGCUGUUACCAUUCUAAUAGUUAUAGCAUUUAUAACAUUAUUAAAAUUGAAUUCAUAUAAUAUUUUUAUGUACCGUUUACAAGAAAAAAUAAGAAUAAGCACUAUACAAAUUAAAAAAUUAUAACUAAAUUAAAUAGUUAUAUAAUACCAAAAUUUAGAUACUCUUCUUGUGGUACUCAGGUCAUUGCAUUUACUAAAGUUUAGGGUUUAAAAGAAAUAAAGUAACAUCAGUGCUGAAGGAGAAACAUAAUUAUUGAACUAAUUCUUUUUCUUCUAUCAUAAAAAUGUUCAGAAAUGAAAUAAGUUAUUAACAUAUCAUGUUGCCCGUCCAUAAUAAUACAAAUUUUAUGCUUCAGAAAUUUAUUGCAGUUUAUCCGUCCAUUUUAACAUUAAUAAUAAUGGAAGUAAUUUUUAGGUAUAGCUUGUUAUAAUAUUAAUUGAUGAAAAAUAUCAAAUGUUAUAUCAAUUUAUAAAAAAAGCUAAUUAAUACUUCGUUCAAACGGCCGUCCAUAUAUAUAUUUCAUAACUAAUCCUACAAUAAGAGAGAGAGAGGGUUUGCUACCAUAGGGGUAAUUUGGUGUUUUAAUAAUAAUAAUCAUUGCUGAAGGCAAAUGCCUCCACUAUUAGACCAUAUAAAGGUGAUUCACUAUUUGUCAUAGUUUCAGUGUAGUGACAACUUUCUGAAGAGAAUUGAGAGCAAAAUUGAUUUAAAGUUAGACAGGAAAAAGAAGAAGAAAAAAACAUUAUUAAGCUGAUGGCUUUUAAACUAAAGGCGUAAUUUAAUAUUUCUUAAAAUUUAUUAUUUGCGCUAAAUAAAAACAAAUUAAAUAAAAAUGUAUUAUUAUAACUACAUUUAUAAAUAAAUAAUCGCCAGCAAAAUAUAGGCUUACGUAUUUUUUGUAUUUAGAUAGUUCAAAGUCAUCCAACCUAAAGUCCAUCAACUAAAAUAAAAUCAUUUAUAUUAUUUUAUUAGAAUAAUUUUUCAAUAAUUAGAAUGCCAGAAUUUGAUUAGAAAUA
Parasteatoda tepidariorum (common house spider) is the source of this 3149-nucleotide messenger RNA. RefSeq lists its product as uncharacterized. The record is from RefSeq and is a predicted model, not a curated record. Gene Ontology annotation, biological process: regulation of transcription by RNA polymerase II. Lineage: Eukaryota; Metazoa; Arthropoda; Arachnida; Araneae; Theridiidae. Gene Ontology annotation, cellular component: nucleus. Gene Ontology annotation, molecular function: DNA-binding transcription factor activity, RNA polymerase II-specific; RNA polymerase II cis-regulatory region sequence-specific DNA binding.